AUGGAGAAAAUCGACGGUGAUGGCCCGGAGUCUGUUCCGUUGAAUCGCCCGCGGUCAGCCUCGCUGGCCUCGCAGGACUCUUCCGACUCGAGCCUAUCGAUUACGCCCGCCUCAUUCCCUAACAGCCACAAGGCACGCCCCCUCACGUCUCGGACAGAAGGCGAUGGCGAAAGAUACCGAGAUAUUGAAGAUGGAGGGGAUGCAGAAUAUGAUACUCGUGCUCCUCCCGGUUUUAAGAAGGCAGCUCCGAAAGAUCGCAUGCGCCGGUUUCUCUGGGGGCUUGGUAUUCUCUGUGUCAGCGGCUGGGUGCUCGCAUUCAUCCUCUUCCUGGCGCAAAAACGGCCCACUGCCGCACCCCAGACCUUCUCCGAUUCCACGCCCGAGAUUCAUGAUCCGGGUUCUUGGGGAGCUAAUGCGAGUGGCCAGCCUGUGACGCUCGAACAAGUCCUGACGGGAAAAUGGCUGCCGACCUCGCAUGCGAUAUCUUGGAUUGCCGGGCCGAACGGCGAAGAUGGGCUUCUUGUCGAACGGGGUGGGGGUGAGGGAGCUUAUCUGCGGGUGGAGGAUAUUCGCAAUCGCAAAAACGAGUCGGGCGGUUCCGAGAGCAGAGUACUUAUGGAGGAGCCGUCUGUGCGGGUGGACGGGAAGGACGUGACUCCCUCCAAGACGUGGCCGAGCCUGGACUUGCAAAAGGUGUUGAUCCUGUCGGAUAAACAAUCGAACUGGAGAUAUUCCUUCUUCGGCAACUACUGGAUCUUCGAUGUUGAGUCGCAGACGGCUGAGCCGCUGGAUCCCGGUAACCAGGAAGGACGGGUGCAGCUUGCGAAAUGGUCACCCAAAUCCGACGCUGUUGUGUUUGUUCGGGACAAAAACCUGUUCUUGCGCAAGCUGGGUUCCUCCGAUGUUAUCCAUAUCACCAAGGACGGUGGGAAGGACCUCUUCUAUGGUGUCCCGGACUGGGUGUACGAGGAAGAAGUGUUCUCAGACAACACUGGCACCUGGUGGUCUGGAGAUGGCGCAUACGUCGCGUUUAUUCGGACCAACGAGUUCCUGGUUCAAGAAUAUCCCGUCCAGUACUUCCUCUCUCGCCCAUCAGGCAAACAGCCGCCCCCUGGGCUUGAGAACUAUCCCGAAGUCAGGCAGAUCAAGUACCCCAAAGCAGGGAGCCCAAACCCUAUCGUCAACCUGCAGUUCUUCGAUGUGGAGAAGAACGAGGUCUUUAACAUCGACCUGCCAGAUGACUUUGCUGACAAUGAUCGAAUCAUCAACGAAGUUGUCUGGGUUUCCGAGGGCAAGCUUCUGCUUCGCGAGACCAACCGCGAGAGCGACAUCGUCAGGAUCUUCCUAGUUGACGCCAAAGCCAGGACCGGCAAGCUCGUUCGGGAGGAUAACAUCGCCGGCUUAGAUGGCGGCUGGGUUGAGCCCUCGCAACCAACCCGAUUUGUCCCCGCUGAUCCUUCCAAGGGUCGACACCAUGAUGGGUACAUUGACACCAUCAUCCAUGAAGGCUAUGAUCAUCUGGCGUACUUUGCGCCGCUUGACAACCCGAAGCCUACCAUGCUCACGCAAGGAGAAUGGGAAGUGGUCGAGGCGCCUUCCGGAGUGGACCUGGAAAAGGGCCUGGUGUACUUCGUGGCCACAAAGGAGGGGCCAACCCAGCGCCAUGUCUAUCGGGUUACGCUGGACGGCUCGGAUCUUCGACCAGUGACAAACACCUCCAACCCCGGGUAUUAUGGUAUCUCAUUCUCCCACGGGACAGGGUACGCGUUGGUCAGCUACACGGGCCCCAUGGUGCCUUGGCAAGCUCUUAUCAAUACCCAAGGCGACGAGAUUGAAUUUGGGGAUUUCAUUGAAGUAAACUCCCACCUAGGUGAUUUGGCCAAAAGCUCUGCUCUCCCAACCAAGAUCUACAGCAAUGUGACGAUCGAUGGCUUUACCCUUCAGGUGGUAGAGCGCCGCCCUGCGAACUUCGACCCUGCUAAACAAUACCCCGUGCUUUUCUUCCUAUAUGGUGGACCGGGCUCACAAACCGUGGACCAAAAGUUCACCGUCGACUUUCAGUCGUAUGUGGCCUCUAGCCUGGAGUACAUUGUUGUCACCGUCGAUGGCCGAGGCACUGGUUAUAUUGGCCGGAAAGCACGGUGCAUUGUCCGCGGAAACUUGGGCUACUACGAGGCCCUUGAUCAGAUUAAGACGGCUCAGAUCUGGGCUACCAAAAACUACGUGGACGAAAGCCGCAUCGCUGUUUGGGGCUGGAGCUAUGGUGGUUUCAUGACCUUGAAGGUCCUCGAGCAGGACGCGGGCGAGACCUUCCAGUACGGCAUGGCUGUGGCACCAGUUACGGACUGGAGAUACUACGACUCCAUCUACACAGAACGCUACAUGCACACCCCCGAGCACAAUACCAUCGGCUACGACAACUCCACCAUCAACGACGCAGAAGCCCUGGGCCAGAGCGUGCGGUUCCUGAUCAUGCACGGCGUUGCCGACGACAACGUCCAUUUGCAAAAUACCCUGGUCUUGCUUGACAAGCUGGACCUGUCCAACAUAGAAAACUACGACAUGCACGUGUUCCCAGACUCCGACCACAGCAUCUACUUCCACAAUGGGCAUACAGUGGUCUAUGAACGCCUUGCGAGCUGGCUCGUAAAUGCGUUCAAUGGCGAAUGGAAGCGGAUUGCUAACCCCACGCCGGAGGAGCAAUCCGCGAAUGCUUCGGUCAAUGGCUCUUUGCCGCUUUCUUUCUCGGCGCAGUAG
Penicillium alfredii is the source of this 2757-nucleotide messenger RNA. RefSeq names its product dipeptidyl aminopeptidase dapB (gene dapB). The record is from RefSeq and is a predicted model, not a curated record. The transcript is spliced from 3 exons. Bases 1 to 2757 code for a protein of 918 amino acids. Gene Ontology annotation, biological process: proteolysis. NCBI's taxonomy places the organism in Eukaryota, Fungi, Ascomycota, Eurotiomycetes, Eurotiales, Aspergillaceae. Gene Ontology annotation, molecular function: dipeptidyl-peptidase activity; serine-type peptidase activity.